This is a messenger RNA of Helianthus annuus (common sunflower), 736 nucleotides long. RefSeq lists its product as uncharacterized. The record is from RefSeq and is a predicted model, not a curated record. The transcript has 2 exons. Bases 245 to 700 code for a protein of 151 amino acids. Lineage: Eukaryota; Viridiplantae; Streptophyta; Magnoliopsida; Asterales; Asteraceae.
CCCCAAUUAUAUUAAGAUCAACAUAUAUAAUGCAUGUAGCAUAAUCCUUUUUGUUAUUGUUUCACAAAGUAGAUUUUGUAAAACAAACAACCACCCUCCCCCUCCUUUUAAACAUACACGUCAAAACAAUAUUAAUGAGCAUUAAAUUGUGUUUGGUGUAUCCUUUCCCUAUAAGUUUUACCCAUAAUUGAGAAGAAAUUGCUAUAUUCUGAGGUAGGUGAGGGUUGAUCAUCAAGUCAUCAAGAUGGACACAUGUUGUACUUUAGGCAUAAAAACAAGUACAUUAAUAAGUACUUUGGUUGUUUUGAUGUUGCUAUCACAACAAGGAUGGGCCGGGGUCUACUCAUGUUGGGGUGGGUGUCUCAAUCAGUGUGUGCUUGGUGGCAAGAAACCGGAAGAAAGACUACCAUGUUAUUGGAAUUGUGUAGCCAAAUGUUUUCCUCCGCCGGGCCAAUUUGAUCCUCGUCCCAACGGGACCAAGAUUCCGUUGGAUUCGACUAGUUUGGCCCGUUCAUCACCGGCCAGUGAAAUCCCAGGAUCUUCGGUCCCGACUGAUCCUCCUAGAGCACGUAAAUCCAAGUUUGGCCAAAAGUAUUAUUGCAUCAUCGGUUGUUCUUUUCAAAGUUGUAUGAGGUCGAUCCGCGGUAAAACAGAUUUGAAGACCUGCCUUGUGAGGUGCACUAAUAAAUGCAAAAAUUAAUGUUUCGGUGAUUUAUGUCACUUAUGUUUUAGGUUC